UCCGGCUUCACCCGUUGGCGUCUCUUCUUCACGCGCAGUGAGAGCACCGAGGAGGAGGAGGGAAACAGAAAAUGGCGGACGGUGUUGACCACAUCGAUAUUUACGCGGAUGUAGAAGAAGAAUUUAACCAGGAGUCGGAUUAUCCUGUUCAUGACCAGAUUGACCUGUAUGACGAUGUCAUCUCGCCAUCUGCCAACAACGGGGACGCACCCGAGGACCGAGAUUACCUGGAUUCCCUUCCUGCACCUGGAGGCAACGAGGGCUCCAAAGGGGCUCCAGCUAAUGUCGUCUACACCUACAAUGGCAAACGGAUCGCUCUGUACAUCGGAAACCUCACAUGGUGGACCACUGAUGAAGAUUUAACAGAUGCCAUUCGCUCAAUAGGCAUCAAUGAUGUGCUGGAGAUCAAGUUUUUUGAGAACAGAGCAAAUGGCCAGUCUAAAGGGUUUGCUCUGGUCUGCGUGGGAUCAGAUUCCUCUUCCAGGAAGCUCAUGGAUCUGUUGUCUAAACGGGAGCUGCAUGGACAAAACCCCAUCGUCACCCCUUGCAACAAACAGUCUCUCAGUCAGUUCGAGAUGCAGUCACGAAAAAGUGAGCGCAGAGGAUUCGACAAUUCACAUUAUCAUAAAGGCACACAGUCAGGACAGAUGUCAGGAGAGGGGAAGGCUGGUCCUCCAGGCUCAGGAUCUCGAGGUGGAGGAUUCCCUCCUGGCAAAGGUCAGAGACGCUUUCCUGGCCCACCUGGACAAGGAGACCGCUUCCCUGGACCGGUUGGACCUGGCGGUCCUCCACCACACUUCCCAGGUAUGCAGGGCCCACCACGUCUUCCCUCUGGCCCACCUGGGCCCCUGGGACCUCCAGGCCCCCCUCCACCUGGACAAGGUCUGCCUCCUCCCCUCGGCGGACCCCCUAACAGAGGAGACCGUCCUCCUCCACCUGUCUUGUUUCCUGGUCAGUUCGGGCAACCCCCAAUGGGCCCGAUGCCUCCUGGGCCUCCCCCACCAGGAUACGGGCCUCCCCCAGGCCCCCCUCCACCUCAGCAGGGACCACCCCCUCCAGGACCCUUCCCUCCCCGUCCACCUGGGCCCUUAGGACCCCCGCUUGGCCUCGCACCCCCACCACACAUGCAGGGACCCCCACCUGGAGGCCCACCGCCGGCUCCUCACGUCAACCCGGCCUUCUUCCCACCACCUGGAAACAACAUGCCAUCAUCUGACGGCAGAGGACCCCCACCUGGAGACCCGUACGGCCGCCCACCUCCUUAUGACAGAGACUUCCCUGGUGGCAGGGACAUGGAUGCGUCUCGCACUCCCCUGAGCGAAGCUGAGUUUGAGGAGAUCAUGAACCGGAACAGAGCGAUUUCCAGCAGCGCUAUUUCAAGGGCCGUUUCUGAUGCCAGUGCAGCUGAUUACGGCAGUGCUAUAGAGACUCUGGUGACGGCCAUCUCUCUGAUCAAGCAGUCGAAGGUUUCUGCUGACGACCGCUGCAAAGUUCUCAUCAGCUCACUGCAGGACUGCUUGCAUGGAAUCGAGUCCAAAUCGUAUGGCUCUGUGGCAGGUGCCAUGGCAGAUUUAAAUCAGGGACACAAUGGAUUUUACCGACGGGAGCGGUCCAGGGAGAGAGAUCACAGUCGCUCUCGUGAGAAGAGCCGCCGGCACAAAUCUCGCAGUCGAGACCGGCAUGAGGAUUACUACCGGGAGCGCAGCCGAGAGAGAGACCGCCAUCGUGAGCGAGACAGAGACCGCGAGAGAGACAGAGAACGCGAGAGGGAAUAUCGCCACCGUUAAUAGGAGAAGAAGCUGAACGCAAGAGGAGGAGGAGGAGACGCCAGGAGCAACGAGGAUUCAUCGCGCACACACAAACACCGUCACGGAGAGCGCCGGACUCCGGACACACUAAAAAAAGUAGAGUUCUGUACAAUACUAUAUACUCACUCUCUUAAUUCCCUGCAGCUCUUUUUAUUUUGUACUUUUAUUUGGAAGUAGCUGUGUGCUUAAGUCAGUUCAGCUUGUUUUGGCCAAGGAAGUGAAUUAUUUGCCUGCUCGUUCAAAAAAAGAAAAAAAUACACACACACAACUUUCCGACUGCUAUAAUGUUGUAAAUUGUCAGUUAGCUAGAUUUGUUUUUAUAGGAUCCUUUCUUUCGUUUCGUGUUUCUUCCCUCAUUUCCCCCCCUUCCCAUUAUCCAUAUAAUGUUUGUAAGUGUCUUUUGGCUUGAUUAUUAAAUAGAAUCUGUGUUGUAAUAAAGUGUGUACUGUUUAUACUUGAUUUAUUUAGUCAACUGGCUUAAUAUGCUUUAUUUAUUGUACAAAAAUGCACUUUUUUAUUUAUUUAUUUCACUUAGGAAGCACAUUUUGACUACUUUUGUUUAUUUUUUUAAUUACGAGCUAUAUAUUCUGUGCCUUUUUAUGGUUUACAAAAUUUUAAGUGGUUCAUGUAAUGUAUAACGAACACCAUUUAUGGAUAGAUUGUGUAAAUCUUUUAUUUUAACCUCAAAUUCUUGUAGGUUUCUUGUUUUAAAUAAUUUCUGAAUGGUUCUCUUGAUUGUAAUUGCAUCUACUGCUUUCAAAUCUGUGAAAUGCUACUUUAUUUUCCCCAAAUUCAGCCUUUUUUGAAGUGAUUAUUAAUGGUUCAUAAAUAACAUCUGAUGCAUAUUUUUUGCAUUUGUAAAAUAUGCACAUUUCCAUUGUUUUGAGUGUGUGUAUAUAUAUACGUUCAGGCCAUAUUAUGUUUGAUUCUGCUAAAUUUAGAAGCUUUUAAAAUGCUACAUUUUCACAUUGAUUGUGUAUAUAUAUUUUUAGUAUGUGUGCAUCACUUGUAAAAAGGAUAUAGUGCUCAUUUUUCUACAUGCAACAGUUGAUUAAGCAAGAAAUAAGUGCAUCAAUGCUUUAAUGUAAAUAGUGAGGCGUUUUAUUUUGAAACUGAGAUUUGAGCGAUGCAUUUGAACACAUUCCUGACUGCUCUGUCAGUUUUCAUCUCUCUGCGUGGAAAGUUGAUGUAAAUUCAUGAGUUUCUCAUUUAAAGCCUGUGGGUUUUGGCUUGUUUGACGGUUUAUUAAUGUAAUCGGGGCAAUGUUGAAAUUAUUCAAGUGGUUCUUGCAACCACUCAGUAGUGAAGUGGACAAACAGCUUCAUUCUGGGUUCCUGUUUCACACCCAUAGUCAUCUGGACUGAGAGGUAAGUCCAUUUUGUCUUGAAUAUAAAGCUAGAUGUGUGUCUGCAAACAGUAACAGCUCUAUUAAUUGACAUUUGAACUGUUGCAUUGUUCUGCAUUGUCCUUGAGGGUCAGUCCACAUGUAUAAUUAAUUGCACUUGAUUGGGAUGGACUACAUGUAAUAUACUCAUUUACAAUUUUUAGACUAUUUUUGCCAAUUAAUAAACUUUUCUUCACUA
This is a messenger RNA of Danio rerio (zebrafish), 3391 nucleotides long. The record is from RefSeq and is a predicted model, not a curated record. NCBI's taxonomy places the organism in Eukaryota, Metazoa, Chordata, Actinopteri, Cypriniformes, Danionidae.